AUGUUGGACUCACCAUUGUUAGCACUCCUGGUCGAUAUCUUCUUUCAUUUCGACGACAUUUUGCACUUGGAUGUCGAACAUUGUCCAGACCUCAGUAAGCUUGAAGCGCGCGAGUGCCGACAGAUCAGACAGAAGAGGCUUCAAGGAAAAGCCAAGGCAGCAAUAAAGCGCCGUAGCCGUUUGCAGGUAUUCAACGUCAUGAGCCUCUUGCCCGGGGCGAAUCCAUCCAUUGAUGAAAGCGAGGAGCUGUGGUCAAGUCGAAUAGGUAAGGUUUAA
Molecule: messenger RNA, 276 nt
Organism: Angiostrongylus costaricensis
Lineage: Eukaryota; Metazoa; Nematoda; Chromadorea; Rhabditida; Metastrongylidae
Source: the annotation of a GenBank genome assembly